Molecule: messenger RNA, 3208 nt
Organism: Xylaria bambusicola
Lineage: Eukaryota; Fungi; Ascomycota; Sordariomycetes; Xylariales; Xylariaceae
Product: kinase-like domain-containing protein
Exons: 5
Coding region: 134-3013 (959 amino acids)
Biological process (GO): protein phosphorylation
Molecular function (GO): protein kinase activity; ATP binding
Source: RefSeq, a predicted model, not a curated record
UUGGUACCCGACGGCACACGGCGGCCACGGAAUUGCAGGGGGCAUUGCAGGAAGAAUUGCAGCGAUUCCAAGGCAGCGAUAUGAGGGUCGAGGUCAACGCCCACGAACCUAGAUCCCAGCCCCGUCGCCCAACAUGUUCUCCUCGCUAAAGAGCUUCUCCUCCAACAUCAACUCCAACUACUCCGUCUCCCAGACCGUCUCGUCCACCGCCGGCGCCUGGAAGAUCUACGAUGCCAAGAAGAAAUCCACCCAGAAGCCCUAUUCCGUCUUCGUCUUCGAUAAGAAGUCGCUGGACUCCCAUGGGAGCACACUGAACAGAUCGAGCGCAUCGUCCUUCAAGCGCGCUACGGAAGAGAUCAUCGAGCGCUUAAAGAAAGAGGCAUCCUCGCUGGCCCGGCUACGUCACCCGAACGUCCUAGAACUCGUCGAACCCGUCGAAGAGACGAGAGGCGGCGGACUUCAGUUUGUCACCGAGCCUGUCACUACAUCCCUUGCCAGCCUGCUGCAGGAGAAGGACGACCAAGAGAGGGCCGGCGGCAUUGGGGGUCGGUCCAGUCGCUAUGUCACCGAGGAUUCCGACGGCGUGAGGCGGAGGCGUGAGCUAGAGAUUGACGAGCUCGAGAUUCAGAAAGGCUUGCUUCAGGUCAGCAAGGCCUUGGAGUUUCUCCAUGAGAAUGCCGGGCUGGUUCACGGCAAUCUUACCCCCGACGCCAUUCUUAUCAAUGCAAAGUCGGACUGGAAAGUUAGUGGCCUCGCAUUCUGUAGUCCCCCUGAAAAUUCAUCGAAACCUACAUCCGUCCAACCCAUCAAUCUCUCCGAGGUUCUGAAUCUGGACACCCGUUUGCCGCGUUAUGUACAAAUCAACUUAGACUAUACCUCCCCGGACUUUGUCCUGGAUAACAACCUUACCUCAUCCGCCGAUAUGUUCUCGCUUGGCCUACUAUGUAUUUCCUUAUAUAAUUCCCCUCACCGUUCCCCUAUAGAUACGAGCGGGAGCUUAUCCGCCUACCGACGUAUCUUUACCUCAUCUUCCACCGUGCCAUCCUCCGGUAAUGACUUUUUGUCAAAACGUCCCUUGCCAAGGGAUCUCGUGAGCCAUGUUCUCCCACGCCUAAUCACGAGGCGGCCAGCACAGCGCAUGACGGCCCGUGAGUUCCAGGAAAGUCAAUACUUUGAUAACAUCCUUGUCUCGACAAUCCGGUUUCUUGAUGCAUUUCCUGCCAAGACUCCCAGUGAGAAAUCCUCAUUCAUGAGAGGUUUGAACAAGGUUCUCCCGUCGUUCCCGAAAUCAGUCAUGGAGAAAAAGGUGCUUCCAGCUUUGCUGGAGGAGAUGAAGGACAAAGAGCUACUCUCACUCAUUCUUCAGAAUGUCUUCAAAAUUUUGAGUCUCUUGCCGUCGUCACAGCGUGCCUUUGGUGAGAGGGUUCGCCCCAAGCUUAAAGAGAUAUUCGUCGAGAAUGUGAAACAGAACCAAGAGAAGGAUUCAGCUCGGGAUGCGGGCUUAAUGGUUGUCCUAGAAAAUACCAAUUUGAUUGCCGAGAAUUGUUCGGGGAAGGAAUUCAAAGAUGAUAUUCUCCCGAUAAUUCUCGCUACAAUUGAAUCUCCCACACCAUCACUGGUCGAUGUGGCUCUGAGGGGGCUGCCAGAGGUACUGCCUAUCCUCGAUUUCAGUACAAUCAAGAAUGAGCUUUUCCCAGUUGUUGCUACGGUCUUCAGCAAGACGAAUAGCCUGGCAAUCAAAGUACGCGGUUGUCGUGCUUUCGUCAUCCUCUGUGGUGGCUCCAAUGAAUCAAGCUCUGGCGAUGAUGGUCUCGAUGGGCUAGGUCCGGAGAAGAAGAAGAAGACAUCCUCCAGUGCUCUCGACAAAUACACGAUGCAGGAGAAAAUCGUCCCUCUAAUUAAAGUCAUAAAGACGAAAGAACCGGCUGUUAUGAUGGCUGCCCUAGAUGUUCUGCGAGUUGUUGGAGACGUUGCCGAUGCAGAAUUCGUGGCGAUGGAGAUCUUACCCAUCCUUUGGAAUAUGAGUCUCGGCCCGCUACUAGACCUCAAGCAAUUCCAAAGCUUCAUGCAGCUGAUUAAAUCACUAUCGCGUAGAGUUGAAGGCGAGCAAGUAAAGAAAUUGCAAGAGCUAGCUGUUACUAACGGGGGAGCCGCGCCUGCUCCGGCCGUGAAUGAUGAUUUCUUAGGUUUCGGAGGUGUCACGGGAACUACGUUCGAUUCGACGAACGGGGCGACACACGACGACUUUGAGCGUCUCGUCAAGGGUAGGGCAUCCCCAGCGUCAAGCAACCCGAUGAAUGGCGGCGGGUGGGAUUCGACUCCAGCCCCGGCUGCCAGCUCUCCAGUUGCUGUCAAAUCACCCACGGCUCAAUUCUCGUGGUCUACGCCUACGCCAACCAGCAACAGUCAGUUCAAUCCGCCCAAGGCACAGGCGCCGCCAUCGUUCCGGACCGUGACGCCGGAUCUAGCAGCUUUCAGCCCGCUCAGUCCUCAAACUACCCAAUUCUCAAAGCCCCUACAACCUGCUCCAGUUACGGCGCAGGCCAACUCUACUAUGCAGCCAGUCUCGACUAGCAUCAACUGGUCAUCGUCUGCGGGCGCCACAGCUAGCCCCUGGGCGUCUUCGAGCGCUGCAACUAGCAUGAUGCCAUCCAGCAUGUCCAGCAUGUCCAACAUGAACACGAACCGACAGCGACCCUCACUAAAUCAAGCCACAUCCUUCUCUCUAGCUCCGCCACCGUCGAGUGGAAGCAACGCGUCUUCAGGUUUUCGGCUACCACCACCACCCUCUGGGGGAGUACAACGACAGACCUCCUCCCUGUCAAUGGGACAUACAUCGUCACCAAGUCUUACGCCCAUGGCAACUGGGAGCAUGAAUAGCAUGGGCGGGAGCAGAAGCAUGAACAGCAUGAUGGGCAAUGGGAUGAAUGUAAUGACGCCGAUACCCCAACAGCAGCAGCAGCAGCAGAAACAGCAAAGUAGCGGUCUGGAUAAGUAUGAAAGUUUAAUUUAGGUAUAUUAACGAUGGAAGGAUUGAGAUGAUCAUAUAGCGAUGAAAAUAUGCAGCAAGCAAGCACCAUUAAAAGACUGAGACGCACGUAUGAGUCAAAUGUGUCACGAUUACUUGCGGAAUGGUUUAUGUCAUGUCACUUCGACUGGUGUUGUUUGGAGUAUAGCAUUCUGCGUAUUAGGAAAGCAUACAUGUAAU